CCAAAAGGAGUACACUACGAAUAUGUAUGAGCAUUUACAUUCAUGAGUGCAUCCUCACUCGCAUGGCAUAUAAUAACUAGCUCGCGUCUCUCUACUUCUUCUGCCAUUAACGUUUCUUUGAUCAUUUCAGCAAAGCAUAGAGCAAAAUGGGUUUGAAGGAGGAAUUUGAGGAGUAUGCUGAGAAAGCUAAGACUCUUCCAGAAAAUACAACAAAUGAGAACAAACUUAUUUUGUAUGGCCUUUAUAAGCAAGCCACUGUUGGACCAGUGAACACCAGUCGUCCUGGAAUUUUCAACAUGAGGGACCGAGCAAAGUGGGAUGCAUGGAAGGCUGUUGAAGGCAAAUCGAAGGAAGAAGCCAUGAGUGACUAUAUCACUAAGGUUAAACAGUUGCAGGAGGAAGCCGCUGCUGCUUCUACUUAGUCUUGACCAUGUAUGCGUCCUUCCUUAUGCUCAAAAUAAUUGAAAAAAAAAAAAAAAAAAAAAAAAAAAAAAGAUUUCAAUAAUUAUCUGGAGUGGUGUAUUGUCUUGUUUCUGUAUUUUCUGAAUUAAUUUCAAACUUGUACUAAAAUGGAUUUAAAUUAGUUUGUAAUGUUGUGUUUAAAAUUUGCAAGUUCCUAUCAAAUUUCCAUUUUUAAUUUCCA
Molecule: messenger RNA, 643 nt
Organism: Manihot esculenta (cassava)
Lineage: Eukaryota; Viridiplantae; Streptophyta; Magnoliopsida; Malpighiales; Euphorbiaceae
Product: acyl-CoA-binding protein
Exons: 4
Coding region: 147-422 (91 amino acids)
Biological process (GO): fatty acid metabolic process
Molecular function (GO): fatty-acyl-CoA binding
Source: RefSeq, a predicted model, not a curated record